Molecule: messenger RNA, 4522 nt
Organism: Ectocarpus sp. CCAP 1310/34
Lineage: Eukaryota; Phaeophyceae; Ectocarpales; Ectocarpaceae
Source: the annotation of a GenBank genome assembly
UGCCCCAGAGGUAGUGAGCGAGCUUCGAGGCCGAGGGUUUACACCAGCAGCCUUGGGUGGAGAGGAAAACCCCCUGCCGCUCUCGUGGGCGUGGAGAUCAAGGAUCGCUCUGUUCAGGCAACGGAGGGUUGCGGAAAUCCCCGGUCUGUCUCACGAUAACGACCAGCUGGCCACCCGCAGCGGCAGCGAUGGCGUCGUCAGCAACAGCUAGAGGUAACCCUGUUGCCCGCAGGAUGUCUUCCGCUCGGUGCAACGAAGGCCGCGGACGUCGCGCCAAUGAUUCUCCGCCUUUUCCCGCGGCAUGUGGUAACACCAGCGGCGGCGGUGGUGGUGGCGCUAAGCUCGGUGUUGUACGCGUGGGCCUGAGCCUCCUGGCCAUGGGCGACUUCGCCCUAGCGAGCCGCCGCUCCCCCGGGAUACCCUCCGCGGCCACGCCGACGCGCGUGCCAUCGUCCACCGCUGGAUUUCGUCACCGGGGAGGGGGAAGGGCCGAACACGCCGCCAAUCAAAUCACCAAGCGCAGGGCAAUGGGGAACCGCGGCAGCGCAACGACGAUGAAAGCGACAACACCACCACCUUCUACCCCGGUGACCUUGCUUACCCCUACCAACGGUGCAAGCGCUAGCGGCGCUUCUGGUACUAGCGGCGCCGCUACCGGUGCUUACGGCUCUGCAAGCACGAACGGCGCUGCUCCUGGAGUUAGGGCCGACUCGGGUACUGUGAAAUCGGUGGUGGCGCCGCGGACGGUAAACGGAGUCAAAAGCGUCGUGGCCGUCGGAGGUACGAAACGCCUAGGGGUUCUUCGACCGGCAGAAAUGGGCAGUUCGCGAGCCAGAAAGAUUAAGGUUAAGGGGCUGUACGCGCGAGCCCGCAAGAUUUUGCGGUCAUCGUCGCCCUCGGCUUCCGAGACCGCAGCGGCCAUUCUCGAAGAGGCUCUCACCGUGGACCCUCAAGACGGGCACUCGUGGCUGCUGUUGGCGCGCACUCGGGAGGCGAUGGGGGACGUCAACGCUGCCUCCGAUGUUUUCAAGAGGGCGGUGGUGGAAUGUCCGGGAAAUGCCCACCUGUGGCAAUCCUGGGGUAUGCUGCAAGCUAAGUUUGGCGACUGCGCGAAGGCGCGAAUAAGCUUCUCAAACGGUCUAGAAGCGGACCCCGGGCGCAUGCGCUACUCCUCCCCUACGUUCUUGCCGUCGUACUCACAGGGCUCCCGGCAAAGCGUGGCGAUUUCCCAAGCCCUCGCGGAGCUGCUGGCCACGCAUGGCCAAGUGGAGGAAGGGCGGGGGCUGCUGCAGAAGGCCAUGGACCGCCUGGAGAAGGCGGCGUCCGCGCGCUCCAAGCGUAGCGGCGGCGAGGGCUCGCCCGACCCGAGCGCCGCGUGGGCUGCUGCCGGCGACCGGCCCAAGAAACGCUCGGCGGAGGAGGCGGAGGACUCCGACCAGGGUUUGACGGCGCUGCUGAUGGCAUGGGCGAACUUUGAAGAGAGUAGAGGAAAUGAGAAGCGAGCGUUGGAGCUGAUGGCGAAAGCCAUGGAAAACGAGCCUGACAACGCAAGGGCGCGAGUCGGACGUGCCCGGUUCGAGAUGCGCAGGGGGAACAUGCGGGAUGCGAGGAUCUUUCUCAGCGAGGCGGCUAACCUUCCGCAGGAAGACGGGACGCUGUUCAGCAUGUGGGCCACGCUCGAGAUUAAAGAGGGCAACCUCGAGACGGCCUUGAAGAUCGCAGAGGCUGCCACGGCUCGGUUCCCGUGGGAUAAGUUCCUUCUCCAGACGAUGGGCACGGUGCAUGGCAAGCUGGGGCGGUACGAGGAGGCGAUCGAGUGCUACCGGCGGAGCAUCGCGCUGAGCCCUGCCGCCCCCGCCUAUGUGGCCUGGGCGCUGGUAGUGGCUAAGCUGGCUGAGCGGGCCGAGAGAAAUGCCUCGAGCAAGGAGACCGCCGCCGGACAAGAACAAGACGUGGUGGCCGGCGAUCCCGUCGUCGAGUACGUCGGCGACGCCAGCGAUGACGGCACUAUCCUCGGAGAGGCCUCUGAUGCUGUUGCGGGAGGCUCAGGGGGGACUGCGGCCGAGAACGACGGCGGUGCCGCGGGCGAGGGGGGGGUCUCCCGCACCGAGGAGGAGGAGGGGCCACCAUCGUACGAAGAGGCCAGGAGGCUCUUCGAGCUGGGGAUAUUGGCGGACCCGACGCACGGACCGCUCUACAAUGCCUACGGCUCCAUGGAGGCCAAACUGGGCAACGUUGAGCACGCGCGCAGCGUCUACAAGCGGGGCAUCGCGGCUCGCUGCAGCGGGGCCGUCCACGUUUGGCAGGGCUUCGGGAAGCUUGAGGCGUCGGAGGGCAACAGAGACGCGGCUAGGAAGGCGAGACCUACGAUUUUUGCUAGAGGGAUCAGGGAGUCAUCGGAGGAUGUGAGCUUCCUGUGCCACUCCCUGGGAUCGCUAGAGCUAGCGGCGGAUAGGCUAGGGGAAGCGAGGGCGGUGUUCUUGGCGGGGGUCGAGAGGUACCCGAACGGAUCUCAGCUACUGCUCGGCGCUGGCCUGGCCAUUGCGAAAAUGGGCGAGCCCGACAACGCUCGCGAGUACUUCAGGAGAUCAGUGGAGGCGGAUCCUAGUCAUGCGCACGCGUGGCAGGCGUGGGGGCUGAUGGAGACUCGCGCCGGCAACUUCAAGGUGGCGCGGUCUCUGUGGGAGAGGGGGCUCAAGGCUAACCCCACUCACGGCCCCCUUUGGCAGGCGUACGCCGUAAUGGAGGAGAAGGUGGGAGAGCCUGAGCGGGCUCGCAAGCUUUUCGAGGCGGGACUGGAGCGCUGUCCGGACCAUGUGCAGCUCCACCAGGCGUGGGCGGUGAUGGAGGGGAUGUCGGGCGACCUGAAGAGAGCUAGGGAGCUGGUAGUGGAGGGGCUUCGGUUGGACCCUCAUCACGGAGCUCUUUGGACUGUGUACUCCAUCGUAGAGCGCCAGGGAGGCUCCGAUGUCAAAGCUAGGAAGGUGUUGGAGCUAGGUGUCCGUGCAUGCCCGGAUCACGGGCCCCUUCACCGCUGUUGGGCCCAGAUGGAGCACCAGCUAGGAAACACUGCGGAGGCUCGCAGGAGGUUCGAGAGAGGGCUGGAGGCAUGCCCGACCUACGCCCGGCUCUACUAUGCCUACGCGGACAUGGAGGCCGCCAUGGGCAAUACGGUAUUCGUGGAGAAGCUGAAAGCCAGAGGGGAGAAAGCCCUCGUGGAGAGCGGGGCAGCGCCGGACAAGAUUAAGGAGUUCCAGCAGCAGAUGGAGGCGUUCAAGAGUUUCGCGCGGUUCGACGCAACCUUCAGCUCGGAGCGUAUGGCGACAUCCUUGGACCACUCUUCGCUAGAAGAGUUCGACUUUGACUGGUAGCCAUGGCCGGCGGCGGCCCCGGCGGUUUUCAGAGAUUCGUCGGUCGUGCUGGCCAUCUAAUCGUACUCAGCGUCUAUAGUUCGCUCUCAGAGAGACGUUGGAUAGUCGCCGGUCGUGCUGGCCAUCUUGUCGUGAUCAGCGUCUGUUCGCCCGACAAGGCGGCGUCAUUCUGGUUUUCCAGACAUGGAAAGGUUCUGGUGUUUGGCCGUCGGCAGGUGCAUUUUCUUCGAGGUCGAGAAACGAGGACCAUUCCGGAGCUUCCAGCCUGCUACUGCUGCCGUUAGUACGUGCAGAGACGGGAGCGGUCUGUUUGAGCCGGCGAAAAUAUACGAUAAGAGACUAAAAGUUCGUCUUUUGACACGGAACACGCGCGUGUGGCAGCGGGUAAGGGCCCGUUCCACACGGCACACAGUAGUGCCAAUCGUCGCGCCCAGCAAUUGCCGGUCUCUAGAUCAUGCUGAUUUUACUAGGGUUGGGCGGGGGCGUGCCCGGGCUGCGGGAGGUCAGUUGCCUGGCAGGCGGUGUUGUCUGUUUUUCUUCGUGUAGGCACGUGGUUGGGUGCCCGAGAAAACGGGGGUAUUUCGGAUCCUUGAGAGUUUGGUAGAGAAGGGCGGGGGCGGUGUGGAGGACUUCGAAUCGGUCGCGAAGGAGCAGACUGGCGCUCUUCGAUAUGAAAAGUGAUCCUGCGAAGGAGAGAUUUAGCCCAGAGGAGCGGAUGCGUUCAUCCACAGAGAGACAGAAGGGUGGGAGGGUGAUGCGCUCUUUUGGUUGCUCGUUCUUACAAUGUCGGCUUCAUCUGUUCGCUUUGUCGAGGAACAAGUCGUGUGGCUUUCUUGUCGCAGGCUGGGCUUGCUUGCUUGUGUAAAGGUACGGCGUCAUGGGUUGUGUAGCAUCCGACGCGCGUGGUGCAUGGUUGCGGUGUAUGUGUGGACGGCGGCACUCAGAGCACGAAAAAAAUGGAUUGAUGUAUGCAUCGCACUGCAUGGAGAUAGUUUUUCUGGGAGAAACACAACGUGGGUCUUGAAAUGGUUGUUAUGAUCUGGAGGGUGAGGUGAUCGGACCAAGGGCUCUGUCGUUAGUCUCAUGGUGUCGUUAUAUCUGGCUGUUGUGUUGGUGGCCUUGGAAUGGUUUCGUCAAAAGAUCAGUGGCGA